AUGCAAAUCCUCAACAACUUAAUUUCGAAGAGGAAAACUCGAGGAAAAGGUGAAACAGAUGCAAAUCCUCAACAACUUAAUGUUGCUAAAUGCCAGGCUAAUGCUCGUACAGAAGUUGAACGAUGGGUUCGACGAGCAUUGGAUAAAGGAGUUAGUGGAUUACGUGAGGAAUUUUUAAGUUUGAAACGCUAUACUCCAGAAGGUAUGACUACGAAUGCAUUUCAAGGCACUUUUGAAGCAGGAAAAUCACGAUAUAAAGAUGUCCCAUGUCAAGAUAAAUGUCGUGUUAUACUACGAUGGCCUGGUGUUAAAGAUGAUUUCAUUCAUGCAAAUUACAUUGCAACACCAAUUAAUGAGAAACGCUUCAUUUGCACUCAGGGUCCAAUGCCAAAUAGUGUGGUCGAUUUUUGGCAUAUGGUUAUACAAGAGGAAAGUGAUAGUAUCGUGAUGUUGACAAAUAUAAUUGAGAAAGGAAUGAAUAAAUGUGAACAAUAUUGGCCUAAUGAUGCUGGACAAACAGCCUCAUUUGGCGACAUUACAGUUUCAAAUAUAGGGGUACGAUCACUGGCACCAGAUGAAACAACUGUACGAGUUUGUCUUUUGAAAGUUCAAUGGAAGGAAAGUGGUCAUGAUAAAAGUCGUGAAAUACGUCAUUAUCAGUGGAUUAAUUGGCCAGAUCGUGGUGUACCACCAUGUCGACUUACUUCAAUGGUUCUUUUAUCGAGUAUUCGCGGUACCAAGAAACCAAUAGUGGUACAUUGCUCUGCUGGUAUUGGUAGAACCGGUGCAAUUGUAGCAAUUGAGUAUAUUCUGGAGAAACUUCAGCAAGGUAUAGCAUGUGAAUCAAUGGAUGAAAUUCUGAAGGAGCUUCGAAAUCAACGACCAUUUACCAUACAAAAUGAUAUGCAAUAUCUCUAUGUGCAUCGAGUAAUGCUAUUUUAUUUCAUUGAUAAAUAUAAAGUUUUUGCUGACAAUGAUGAUUUGAUGGCGAAAUAUAAGCAAUUCGUUGCUGAUUAUGAUAAAAUUAUGAAAUGA
This is a messenger RNA of Cercopithifilaria johnstoni, 1035 nucleotides long. The record is from the annotation of a GenBank genome assembly. NCBI's taxonomy places the organism in Eukaryota, Metazoa, Nematoda, Chromadorea, Rhabditida, Onchocercidae.